AUGGCUUGGGAAAAUCAGUGGAGUGAGGAAGGCUUUAAGUUGAGUCACUCACUACCAGACCAUGAAGCAAAAUUCUUGGUGGCUGCUUGUGUUCACUGUGUUUCAAGGGCAGAAAAUAAGCCAGAAGCCCAGCACUCAUCACCCAAGAUUGUGGGGCAUCUUCUCCACAAACCCCAGUGGAGAUGCCCCCAAUCCCACCUGCCGUCUGUGAGUGGCUGCCUCACACUGCGGCCUGACAGCGGGGUAAGCGCCGGCUUCCUCUGUGACGUGGCUCUUUCGAGUUGCUCAUGUCAUAAGAAAGCAAACCAGAAUGAAACAAGUUUUGAGGGGAAAGUGGGGCCACGAGUCAUUAAACAAAACACCUUGACCAUGAGGCCGUUUGACCUGAGGGUCAGGACUUAUUCACCCGCUGCAUGGAGGAGGAGGCUUUCUUCAUGCUGUAGAGUUCUUGCGGAAAACAAGCCCAGGCUGCUAUUCCUUCUGGCCUUGCACUCGGCCGUCAUCAUCCUGCUCCUCCGACUCUCCAGCAGCAGCCCAAGCCCCGAGAAAGCCCGAGGGGUGCGGGUGCUGCUCCUGUCCUCGUGGCGCUCGGGCUCCUCCCUCGCGGGCCAGCUCUUCAGCCAGCACCCAGACGUCUUCUACCUGAUGGAACCCUGCUGGCACGUGUGGCUGGCCUUCCCCGGGAGCAGCGCGGCCACGCUGCGGCGGCCCGUGCUGGACUUGCUCCGCUCCGUCUUCCUCUGCGACCUGAGCGUCCUGGCGAGCUAUCUGGGCCCUGGCCCCAGAGGACAAGCGGACGUCUUCAUGUGGGAGACCAGCAGGGCCUUGUGCUCGCCCCCCGCCUGUGGCGCCUUCCGGCGCGGGGCCCUCGUGUCGGCCUCGGAAUGCCGGCCUCUGUGCAGGCGGCAGCCCUUCCGCGGCGUGGAGGAGGCCUGCCGCUCCCACAGUCACGUGGUGCUCAAGGAGGUUCGCGUCUUCAGCCUCCCGGGCCUCCUGCUGACCGACCCUGCGCUCGACCUGCGCGUGGUCCACCUGGUGCGUGACCCCCGGGCUGUGUUCUACUCCCGAGAGCGCGCGGGCGACAGACUGAGGCUGGACGACCGCACUUUGCUGGGCUGGCGGCGUUGGGGCGGCCUGAAGGCCCGGGAGCGGCCCUACUCCCUGAUGAGGGUGAUCUGCCAAAGCCAGCGGGAGAUCUUCGAGGCGGCACGGCGGCUAGCGGCUCCGCUGCGGGGGCGCUACCUGCUAGUGCGCUACGAGGACCUGGUCCGGGAGCCGCUGGCCCAGGCCUCCCGGCUGUACGAGUUCUCCCGGUUACAGUUCUGGCCCCCGCUCCAGGCCUGGGUGCAGUUCGUUACUCACGGGCAGGGAGUGGGAAACGACUCCUUCUACCCAGAUUCCCGGGACGGCCUCAACGUUUCCCGGGCUUGGCGCUGGUCGCUGCCCUACACAAAGGUGAGCCGGCUGCAGGCCGUCUGCGGCGACUUCAUGCGGCUGAUGGGCUACCGGCCAGCUCGCUCUGAGCAGGAGCUCAGGACUCUGUCGCUGGACCUGCUCUCCCCGCUGAGAUCCAAGGGCUCAGCCCCAGCUUUCCACAUAACAGCCCCCUGAGCUGCAGCUGCCUGGAGGCUUCGCAGCCUGCUAGAGCCUGUGGAUAAGUGUUACAGAUCUCCUAGCAGGGAACGACAUCCAUCAAAACGAGUUAGAUAGACGGAGCUCUUCCCCGAGAGGAAGCACCACGGAUGCAGACAACUUCCAGCCAUAUGCACCAAGCGUUUUCUCGUUAAAAUCUUUUUACAAGAAAUCCCCAAAAUAAACAAAAUUCAGGUAUCUAACCCUCGCUGAUCAAAUUUGUCUGCUGCCUUGGCAUUCGACCUCUAGGUCUUUGCCCAACUGUAGGAUGGAUUCCCUCUGACCCCUGCCUCCUAAGUCACAAGGCUCCUUCCACAUUCAUCCUGGGUGCCAUCUCUACCAGAAAGCAUUCUGUCCCUUAGGAGAAUAUACUUCCUCCCCCGGGGCUUGGCCUCUGCACCACUCCAGCACCUAGCAUAGAACAUGGAAGGGGUGCUCAGGAACUUCUCAUUGAAAUGAUCUGGACUGGAUGGAAGUGGAUGCAGGAGGACAAUCCCAUUUCUCUUCCGAGGGCCACAAAGACCAGAGUGGAGGCACUUACCUGAGGCCGCCCCCCUGUAGGGAGCAGAUCAGAUAUCUACAGCCAGGAUCCAGGUACCAUCAUGGCUCUGCCAUGCUGCACCUCCCGCUGGGGGUUCUCUGAAUCUUCCUUGAAUCUUGAAAAGGCAGCUUUUCACACCCAACUGUGGCUCUUUGUAGAAAAGGCGACCACUUUGUG
Molecule: messenger RNA, 2350 nt
Organism: Antechinus flavipes (yellow-footed antechinus)
Lineage: Eukaryota; Metazoa; Chordata; Mammalia; Dasyuromorphia; Dasyuridae
Product: carbohydrate sulfotransferase 4-like
Exons: 5
Coding region: 1-1611 (536 amino acids)
Biological process (GO): N-acetylglucosamine metabolic process; protein sulfation
Molecular function (GO): N-acetylglucosamine 6-O-sulfotransferase activity
Source: RefSeq, a predicted model, not a curated record